AUGAAUUCAGUAUCAAGUAUGGGAGCGGGCAUGAGCUCCAUGGGCUCCGGAAUGUCGCAGUAUUGGAAAAAGAACAUAGCGGACAGUGUCUGGCUCCGGCUUUUCGUAUAUUUGUUGGCCGCGCUUGCUAUUUUGUUUCAAGCUCUUGUUAUUCUGGGCGAUGUUCCCGGUGCCCAAGGGGCAGGCAGUGGUACAUCGGAUUACUUUCUUUUACAAUUCAACUCUGUCGAUGGAGAGGCAACGACCCGGCUCCGCGUCGGGUAUACAGCAAUGUGCUGUUCGCUUUCAAGCGGACCUGAACACUGCGCCAUCACCGUCGGCAAAGACCAGGCAUCAAGCCUUCGGUUCCUAUCCAUUGGAUCAAAUAACAUAUACGACUUUGAGGCAUUACCUGCCAAUCAAACGCUUAACCCCAUCCUGUUUGACGUGGCGGCAUCCCUGCAAAAUGAUGUCUUCAUCGUUUUCCCCGCAAUCCCUGGCAUGCUUUUGGCCCUGGGAGUUAUCAUGUUCGCCCUCUAUGGAGCAUUGAACAAGCCAUGGGUUGGCCCAGCAUCUUCAUGGAGGCAGUCACAAAGGAAUCGAAGACUCGACAUCUUACGGAUCGUUAUUAUCGUGCUCAUUGGACUUUCGGUUAUCUUCGCUUUCGCUGCGGCCGUAUCGAAUUCGCAAAUGUUCGCUGCUGUUCAGCUCGCCACGAGCCACAACGCCGAAGCGCCAGGGAUCUUCCAGGUUACAAAGGGCAGUGCCGCGCUCGCGCUGCAUUGGCUAGCAGUUAUUUGGACCCUUGGUUUCCUUAUCGGUAUUAUGCAGACACACGUCGAAAUCAGCGCCGUCAAGAUCAAGGUCAACCCGAGCGACACGGCCGGCACAACCGGUGGCAGCCAAUUCCAGGCCAACGGCAACACGAUCGAGAGAGCCUCGCUCCUGAACGACGCAGAGCCUAUGGCGAUGAACCCAGCGGGUCUGGCUCCCAAUCUCCCCAAUCCAAAUACCAGCUCCGCAUCUGGUGGACCGUCUGGUGGGAUGGGUGCACGUGGAGGGAUGAGAGGCGGCGCAAUGGGCGCCCGUGGAGGGAUGGCAAUGCGGGGCAGAGGCGGUGCUAUGCCCCGAGGACGAGGGAUGUGA
This is a messenger RNA of Fonsecaea multimorphosa CBS 102226, 1125 nucleotides long. RefSeq lists its product as uncharacterized. The record is from RefSeq and is a predicted model, not a curated record. NCBI's taxonomy places the organism in Eukaryota, Fungi, Ascomycota, Eurotiomycetes, Chaetothyriales, Herpotrichiellaceae. The transcript has 4 exons. Bases 1 to 1125 code for a protein of 374 amino acids. Gene Ontology annotation, cellular component: membrane.